GUCCUGGCUGCCCAGGAGCUGACCCACCUGUGGAAAGGCAAGCUCCUUCUCUGGCAGCCUCACAGACAGACAAUGAGGCAAAUCUAAUCGACCUCAGCAAAAUGCAAGCCUCCCAGCAUGAACUGGUUUCUGGAAGUUCUACGUGAGAUUAUAUACACGCUCUGUGCGUCUCUUCGGGUCUUCCCCGCUACACGCGUGCGUGUCUCACGCUCGCAGCACUUUUCUGUGUGGACAAGCCCCACCCCGGGUGCUCCUAGCCAGGGGUCGCUGGCCGGCCACCAGCUGGGACAGCUCGGGUGCGGUAGGGCCCCUCUCUCCACCCACUUAGGGCCUGAGGGCGAAUCGUGUCCUUCAUCCCGUCUAGCAUCUUAAACCUCAGAACCCAAGGGCCGCGAGUCCCACAGGGGCCAUGGCCGAACACUUUAAAGAAGUAAGCAGGUGUCUCGUGUGCCUGGCCUACCUCGAAACGCCCAUGUACCUGAAAUGUGGCUACGUCUGCUGCCUGCGGUGCCUGGAUUCGCUGCAGAGGGAGCCCGACGGGGCGGGCCUACUGUGCCCCUCCUGCUCCGUGGUCUCUCAGAAGGAGGACAUCAGGCCCGGAAGCCAGCUUGGGAGGCUGGUUGCAAAGAUCAAGGAGUUAGAGCCCCAGCUGCGAGCUGUUCUACGGAUGAACCCAAAGAUACGCAAGUUCCAAGUGGACGUGACCUUGGACGUUGACACGGCCAACGGCUACCUCGUCAUUUCUGAGGACCUGAAGAGUGUCCACUGCGGGUAUUCCAGACAGAACCGGACGCCCCGGGCCGAGAGAUUCGACUAUGCCCUCUGUGUGCUGGGCUCCCCUGGGUUCUCCUCUGGCCGCCACUACUGGGAGGUGGACGUGGGGACCAGCAAGGAAUGGGACGUGGGUGUUUGCAGAGACUCUGCUCAUCGGCAAGGGCCGGUUCUGCUGUCCUCAGAGUUUGGCUUCUGGACGGUGGGUCUGAGGACAGAUCUCUUCCAAGCCGGCACCAUGCCUGUGACUGUUCUCUCGGUGAGCCCCGGGUUACACCGCGUAGGGGUCUUCCUGGACAGGAAUUUUGGCACCGUUUCCUUUUACCACGUUAGCGACGGAUCCCACAUUUUCACAUUCACUGAAAUUCCUGCCACGGAGACGCUGCGUCCGUUUUUUGCUCCUGGGAAUCCGACCGCGGACGGGCAAGAAGUCCUGAGAAUCUGCCCUGUGAGGAGCCCAGGCGUUGCCAGCAACCCAGCGGGUUCUGGGCAGAACAAAUGAACCUCCGAUGCAGAACAUUUGUAGAGAAUUCCGUGUGCUCACAGCCGGAGCCGGGAACUCUCCUGCCGGUUACGUGCGUGGUGCAGACGUGGCAGGAAAACACGCAACGGCUGGUGAAUCGUGAACGCUAAUUACAUGAAAGCAUUUAAGCGUCAGCACAGUUGUUUCUCUGGGGACUUGUUCCUAUUUCUGUUCCGAUGACUGGGUUCUGGGUUUUCACAUCAGUUUCUGAGUGUUUUUUAUUUUCUGCAGUAUUAACUUAGUGUGUAAUGGAGGUUAUAAACGAAGUAAAAACUUGGAUGUGA
This is a messenger RNA of Felis catus (domestic cat), 1578 nucleotides long. RefSeq names its product ret finger protein like 4A (gene RFPL4A). The record is from RefSeq and is a predicted model, not a curated record. The transcript is spliced from 3 exons. Bases 410 to 1273 code for a protein of 287 amino acids. Lineage: Eukaryota; Metazoa; Chordata; Mammalia; Carnivora; Felidae. Gene Ontology annotation, molecular function: protein binding.